This is a messenger RNA of Athalia rosae (coleseed sawfly), 1075 nucleotides long. Its product is annotated as probable oligoribonuclease. The coding region runs from base 16 to 840 and encodes 274 amino acids. Lineage: Eukaryota; Metazoa; Arthropoda; Insecta; Hymenoptera; Athaliidae. Gene Ontology annotation, cellular component: mitochondrion. The record is from RefSeq and is a predicted model, not a curated record. Gene Ontology annotation, molecular function: nucleic acid binding; 3'-5'-RNA exonuclease activity. The transcript is spliced from 6 exons.
AUAUUCUAUACGUAAAUGUUGGUAGUCUGUAACCCUGGUCAAUUGUUGAACCGGUUAAUCAGACAUCGUGCAUUCGUCCUGUUCCUCAAUUUUGUCAGGCAAAGCCUGCAUCGUAUCUUGCGCAGAAAAGAAUCUCUUUCAACCACGUGGCUUUCGCUACGAAGCGGCUUCAAUAGCUAUGGUCGAUUACCAUUAUCGAAGAUGCUUGAAACGAGGAGCGCGUUCCGUUUGAACUGCAAUUCACUCGCUCCAAGGAGAUUCGCUUCUACAGAAAUAAUGAUCGGGGAUGAUCACCUGGUUUGGUGCGAUUUGGAGAUGACAGGUCUCGAAGUAGACAAGUGUCACAUAAUGGAGAUCGCCUGUCUGAUUACCGAUUCCAACUUGAAAAUCGUUAGCCAAGAUCUUCACCUCGUUAUUCACCAGCCGGACGAGAUAUUGGAGAGUAUGAGCUCUUGGUGCGCCGAGCAGCAUGCUAAGACUGGUUUAAUCGAGGCAUGCAGAAAAAGUAGAGUAUCGUUGGCGGAAGCUGAAAAGAUAACUCUAAAAUUUUUGACCGACAACAUUCCGAAAAAACUAUGUCCGAUGGCCGGAAACACCGUUUGGAUGGACAGAAUAUUCCUUCAGAAGUAUAUGCCUUCUAUUCACGAGUACACGCACUACAGAAACGUCGAUGUUUCAACUAUAAAAGAGCUCGUUAAACGAUGGCGUCCUCAAAUUUACAACGCUGCACCAGAAAAAAUUUUCAAUCAUCGGGCUCUCGAUGAUAUUAGAGAAAGUAUAAAAGAACUCGAAUAUUACAAGAAGCAUGUAUUCGACGAGUCGUCACAACUCCCUAAUUGACUUUAAAAAAUUCAACCCUCCCAAACUGGUAGCUGUCUUCGGUAUUCGUCAGUGCGGCAUAUUUAUCGGCUGAAAUAUGCAUCACGUCAAAAAAUAAAUAGGCAAUGUAUUCUUCACCACCAAAUGAGCAAAUAUAUGUAUCAUAUGUAUGUAUCUGACACUGCAGAACUUUUGUUCAAGGAAUUUUCCAUUCCAAUUCAUGUUCAAUAAAAAUCGUCGUCUUGUUGGAUGAAAA